AUGACUAGUAUAGACGAAAAUGCUGCCACAGGAAAACCCAAUUCCGGCCGCACUGCCUGUACAGAAUGUGCGCGUCGUAAACAAAAGGCAAGCACCAAGCAGUCCAGAUUCCAUCGAUUAGCAGCGUGGCUAAUUUCAACACCAGUGCGACCGUCCCUCGAACGCCAGAGUCCACGUCAAGAGAAACGCCCAAUUGAUGUUGGAAUUCACGGGGAAUCGAUGGAGGACGAGUCUGGUGAUGAAGUUGAUGAGGCACAAAUGCUUCAAGUCAUGGGGUAUGGCUCGGAAUCCUUUUUCAACAAGAUAUACAUUCAUACGCAGCACGUGCUGGAUGUACUCCCUACUCGGUCAUUUAUGGAUACCCUUGUUAAAAGCUUCUUCGACAAUGUCAACUUCCACUAUUACAUCAUCUACCCCUCGUCCUUCCUGGACGAAUACCAGGGCUGGUGGAAUGAUCGGAUCUCAGGGAAUCCCAUCAAGUUACAAUGGACGUGUCUUCUCACUAUAGUUUGCGCAUGCUCCGCUCAAUAUCUAAGUACCGAGCUACAAGGAAAGCUUGAGCAGGAAUUGGGUGUCAGGAUCCAAACGCUCACGGAGCGGUACCACCAUGCUUCUAGCGAGCUUUACAGCAUCAUUCCACCCAGAGAAAGUCACUUGCAUGGUGUACAAUACUUACUACACUCAUGUUACUGGUACAAGUCUGAAGCCCGGUUCACGGAGUGUUGGUACAGCUUAUCCGCCGCUAUUCGGGUAGCCCAGGAAAUUGGUAUCCAUCAAGAAGCUUCCAUGCUCGACAUCUCUAACUUUGAGCGCGAGAUGUACCGACGAGUUUGGUUUGUGCUUGAUACAUGGGAUUGGCAAAUGUCUGCCCUACUUUCGAGACCUCUGAUGAUAGACCGAACCUAUUGCAAGGUCGGUCUGCCCGAGCUGAACCUUGAAGGCACCACCCCGUCACCGAUGCUACACCUGAAAUUACAGUCGGAGCUUAUUAGAAGGCUUUUUAACCGAUUUGGGCCUACCAGAAAUGUCGUUGAGCCUGUCGACAUUCAAGAGUAUCAGAAAAUGUUGGAAGUCUGGAUGACGAAGUUUCCACCGAUAUUUGACCUUGAUAAUCCGGAUUACGACCAGGACGCCCUUUGCCCAUGGAUUUCGCUACACCGCCAUUACAUUCAGACAAUGGGAUAUUCCAUGAUUCUGGAUCCAUUUCGCCUUCAUUUAGCUAAAUCCAUCGAUACCAAAACCGCAACGAAAGCUGAGGUCCAAAUACGAUCAGACGGCAUCGACUACGCUUUGAAGUUGAUGACUACUCUCCGUGGGUUCUUCAACCACGUUUGGCCUCGUGAUGCCAAGUUUCACUUUGUUAUAUUCUCUAUUUUUGACACAUCGGCCUUAUUCUCGAGCAUUCUAGUCCACGACAAAGAUGGCUCAGCCCCCAAGCGUCAAGAAAUGUUGGACUCAUUCGACAUGGCUCUAGACAUGAUCAAGCAUUUAAGGGCAGUUGCUCCAAACUUUCAACUUUACUAUAAGAUCCUCCGUCGGCUACGCCUCAAGGCUGCGGGGAAGUUCUCUACGAUCCCAGGAGUCCCUGAACCGCCACGCAAGUGUCUGAAAACUGCUGCUUCGAAAUCGACAUCGCUGCUGCCGGAUAUUCAUGUCACACCAAGCACCCUCUCUGCUGUUGGUUGCCACGCUGAAUGCGAUACAGCCUCAAUCGCCCGACUAUCAAACGCUGGCCUUGACCAUAAUCUACGAGUUCAACCAAAUCAUGGCUUCCAACGCCGCCACCCUUCUCAUGACACGGAUUUAGUUCAAGAAACAUCUACAGUUGUUCAACCACCCAUAGCCCAGUCCAGCAUGAAUAAGGAUUUCCAAUCCCUAUCGAGGCUUGAAAGUGGGAGCUCAGAGCAAACUAUGUUUGCAUCUAUAUCCGAGGAGGAACUUGGAAACCUAGCCGAAUUGUGGAGGUGGAAAGAUUUGGACUUGGGCAUUAUCGACCGAUUGAACCCAUGA
This is a messenger RNA of Fusarium subglutinans, 2010 nucleotides long. Its product is annotated as transcriptional regulatory. The record is from RefSeq and is a predicted model, not a curated record. The transcript has 6 exons. Gene Ontology annotation, molecular function: zinc ion binding; DNA binding. Bases 1 to 2010 code for a protein of 669 amino acids. Gene Ontology annotation, biological process: DNA-templated transcription. NCBI's taxonomy places the organism in Eukaryota, Fungi, Ascomycota, Sordariomycetes, Hypocreales, Nectriaceae. Gene Ontology annotation, cellular component: nucleus.